CACUUAACCCCCGACCAGGACGAGUCUUUCUUCUGUUUUCUCCCAGGAGCCAAGCCCUUUGAAGACAAAAGGUGUAACGGGACAAUCCUCUGCCUCCUCUGUCAUCAGAGUUCAUCUGACCUCUCCUUCAGUUUGAGACCAUGGACACAGGUGCGGCGGUGACUCUUCUGGCUCUGGCGUUGGCGAUGGCUGGCGUCAGUCAGGCUCUUCACGUCCAAGGCAGUCUGGACAAAAAUGACGUGCUGCCAGGCUCAGAGGAGAACAUGGCCGACCACCUGCUGGGGCUGGAGAGUGAAAACACAGAUAACAGCGUUGAUGAUCGUCUGCUGACCGCGGUGCUGAGAGCUCUGCUGCUCGGGACUCAGAGGGAAACCAGGAACUCUGUCCUCCAUCAGCCACAGAGGUUUGGCCGCGGCUCCAGAGGGCAGAUGAUGUCGGAGGAUCAGAUACAGUCCCGUGACUGGGAGGCUGCCCCCGGCCAGAUCUGGAGUAUGGCCGUGCCCCAGAGAUUCGGCAAGAAAUAAUCUGGCAGCGGGAUCCACGCAUCAAUGUCCUGGCAUAAGGCCAAGCAGCGGGCAACUGUGGAGAGACCAAAUUUGAAUGAAUAAAUCUGAAUUACAUUAUAUUUGUUUUCCAACAUUGUCCCAGCCCAUUUGGCUUUGCUUGAUACGUUCAGUUAAAGAUGACAUGAGAUUCAUUUUAAAUAUUGUUUUCCUUCUUUUUCUCCAACAAAGCAUGUUGACAUUUGAAAUUAGGGUUUCCUGAGCAGACCUCAUUUGUCCUGACUGGAACGUUAUUGAGGACCACAAGUGUUUUGCUGUAAAUUGAUUGCUACGUUUUCUGUUAUUCUUCUGUUCUCUGGUCAAAUAAAAGAGCUUUGAACUCA
Messenger RNA from Sebastes umbrosus (honeycomb rockfish), 886 nucleotides. It is a transcript of the gene npffl, whose product is annotated as neuropeptide FF-amide peptide precursor like. Bases 141 to 524 code for a protein of 127 amino acids. The transcript is spliced from 3 exons. Gene Ontology annotation, molecular function: neuropeptide hormone activity. Lineage: Eukaryota; Metazoa; Chordata; Actinopteri; Perciformes; Sebastidae. The record is from RefSeq and is a predicted model, not a curated record.